UUGACUUGCAGCUAUGCAGUGAUAGCAUCAAAUUGUGCAGCAUGUCCGCAGUUAAAAUGCGAACGACCUGGAUGUGGAACGUUAUUUUGUUAUCAUUGUCAAGGGCAAUGGCAUGCCAGUCAGACGUGCGAUGAAGCACGAAAACAACGAGGAACGACCUUCUUCAGGCCACCGAUACCUCAGAUUUCAUCGUCUACCCUUGAGAAUAACUUGAAACAGAUGAUUGAAGGAGGUGAUAUCAAAGCAUGUCCUCGGUGUCGUACGUACAUCGUGAAAAUGAACGAUGGCUCAUGCAAUCAUAUGGUCAGUUCUACCUCAUUUCUGUUCACUAGUGCACUUCACAUCUUAUUCAGUGCAAUAAAUGUGUAUUUCAUUUAUAACAGUCACGCACCCGGCAAGAUGCUAGAUUGA
This is a messenger RNA of Anisakis simplex (herring worm), 411 nucleotides long. Lineage: Eukaryota; Metazoa; Nematoda; Chromadorea; Rhabditida; Anisakidae. The record is from the annotation of a GenBank genome assembly.